Hydatigera taeniaeformis is the source of this 417-nucleotide messenger RNA. NCBI's taxonomy places the organism in Eukaryota, Metazoa, Platyhelminthes, Cestoda, Cyclophyllidea, Taeniidae. The record is from the annotation of a GenBank genome assembly.
UCCAAAUUCUUCGGUCGCAUCCUUUUUGCUCGGAAUCGACAUAGCGGACGUUUGGACGACUCUUCAGCAGUGAACCCAACUGCAAAUUUAGUACCUGCGAAUGGCGGCGGUGGAGAACACCGCCUCCUAUUUCGUCGCCCUGCUCUACGCGUCACCAAGGUAUCACCAAGUGAUGUUGGGCGUCGAAUUUGUCGUGUUGUGCGAAGGAGUGCCCUCUUCCUACUCACUACCCUUCUCUUCGCUGUCUCGAUGAAUAUCUUUUUCAAUUCCAUCAAGUGGUUCUUCCACUUGCCCCAAAACUUGACAACUGGGAAUGGCACAGUGGAAAUUGACGGGGUAAGUCAAGUAGCCUCAAAGCCUCAUCUUUUGCUCUUGAAUUCGGUGGUGUCCCAGCAAAUUGCAAGGCAAUCAUUGUAG